UAAACUGGUGCGGGUGAAGAGAGAAAGAAGGAACUGGGAAGAGAAAAGGGAAGUUAGACCUCCCUUCCCUCCUUGUCUUUCUCAGAAAACCAAACAUGGCAUCUUCCAUGAAGAGCUUGGUUUCUGACCACAGCAGAUAUGUUGAAUCUUUCCGGAGGUUUCUCGACAAUUCCACGGAGCAUCAGUGCAUGCAGCAAUUCAUGGACGAGAAGCUGCCGGGCAUAAUAGCAAGGAUUGGAGACACAAAAUCUGAAAUUAAGAUUCUAAGCAUUGGUGGAGGUGCAGGUGAAAUUGAUCUUCAUAUCCUCUCCAAAGUGCAGGCUCAAUACCCAGGAGUUAGUAUCAACAAUGAAGUUGUUGAACCAAGUGCUGAACAAAUCACCAAGUACAAAGAGCUUGUAGCCAAGACAUCAAACCUCGAGAACAUAAAGUUUACUUGGCAUAAGGAGACAUCAUCUGAAUAUCAAAAUAGAAUGAUGGAGAAAAAAGAACUUCAGAAGUGGGACUUUAUUCAUAUGAUUCAGAUGCUGUAUUAUGUAAAAGACAUCCCAGCCACCCUGAAAUUCUUCCACAGUCUCUUAGCUACCAGUGCUAAGAUUCUCAUUACUGUUGUGUCCGGAACCAGUAGCUGGAACAAGCUGUGGAAAAAGUACGGAUCUCACUUACACCGGGAUGAGCUCUGCCAGUAUGUCACGUCAUCUGACCUCAUGCAGAUGCUGGACAAGAUGGGGAUUAAGUAUGAGUGUUAUGACCUUCUGUCCACCAUGGACAUAUCUGACUGUUUUAUUGACGGCAAUGAAAAUGGAGACCUGCUUUGGGAUUUUUUGACAGAAACCUGCAACUUUAGUACAACAGCACCACCUGAUCUCAAAGCAGAAAUUAUGAAAGAUCUGCAAGAGCCUAAAUUCAGUGUAAAGAAAGAGGGAAAGGUCCUUUUCAAUAACAGUCUGAGUUUCAUAGUGGUUGAGGCAUAAAUAUCCACCAUGAGAAUGUAUUCAAAAGCUAUAGUUUGAACAAUUUUGAUCAUUCACUUAUUUGUGUAUUAAAAUUAUAAAUAUAUCUCAUAACAUAAACAGAGCAUUUUCUCUGAUAUGUAAAAUCUAGAAAAUCCCAAGAUAUUCUUGGACUUACAUGUGGAAUCAUAUAUGACACGGCUGGUCUUAUCCCAUCCCUUCUAUCGGUAAAGAGACUACAUGCUGUCUACAUACCACAUAAUCUGGAAAAAUGAGACAACUAAGUUUCACGGGCUUUAUUGACAAUAAAAUCCUUUCCAUUUGUUGAUUAUAAUGGAAUUUCUGGGAAUACUAAUAAAAUAUGUGCUAUGGAUUUUUAAAAUACUAGUAAAGUAUAUGCUUAUUGAUA
This is a messenger RNA of Balaenoptera musculus (blue whale), 1362 nucleotides long. RefSeq names its product histamine N-methyltransferase (gene HNMT). The record is from RefSeq and is a predicted model, not a curated record. The transcript is spliced from 6 exons. Gene Ontology annotation, molecular function: N-methyltransferase activity. Bases 96 to 974 code for a protein of 292 amino acids. Lineage: Eukaryota; Metazoa; Chordata; Mammalia; Artiodactyla; Balaenopteridae.